UUGUGCAUGGUUGUCUCUAUUACUGUUCUGAUCAAGGUUCUGCAUUUGCAUAGCUGACUUUGUUUGUCUUAAAUUUGCUAAGUAUUACCUGACUUUUAUGUUCAUUUGUUGAUGUAGGAUGAAGGUUCAAGUGAGGAAGCAGUGGGGGCCUAUCAGAAUGAUGGUUAUCAACAACACCAGUGGGCCUAUCGGAAUGAUAUGUAUCCAAUGUCUAAUGGAUUACAAGAACUGCCAGCAUAUAAGAAUGAUCUUUAUGGAAGUCAUGAUGGACAUCUGUCAAGUGAAGAUGAAAUUGUGAAGAUAGCCCGGGACAACCUCAAGAGGGAUAAUGAAUUAAUCAUUCAAACCGUUGCAGCUGUAGGUACGUAUAUUCAAACCUACUAUAUCAAGAGGCCAAGGAAGGAAGUUCCUGAAACUGGAAUUCAAUGGGUACAGAGGACGCUAGCUGAUCCAAUAGAUUGUUAUGAUAUGUUUAGGGUUCAUAGACCAGUUUUUAACAGGCUGCAUAAUUUGUUGGUUAGUUCAUAUGGAUUGAAGUCAAAAGCAAAAAUGAACUCGGUUGAGGCUUUGGGUAUGUUCUUAUGGAUUGUGGGUGCUCCUCAGUCAGUUAGACAGGCUAAGAAUCGGUUCACUAGGUCCUUGGAGAGUAUUAGCCGUAAUUUUGACCGAGUUCUAAGCAGCGUCCUCAAGCUAGCUAAGGAUGUCAUAAAGCCCAAGGACCCAACAUUCUCAACAGUUCACCCAGUACUAGAGAAUCCAGACUUUUGGCCACACUUCAAUGACUGCAUAGGAGCAAUAGAUGGGACUCAUGUGAAGCUUGUGGUGCCCAAAAGUAAAGUGGUUCCUCAUUUGUGUAGACACAAGUACACAUCACAAAAUGUGCUUGCUGUAUGUGACUUCGACAUGAGAUUUACUUUUGUGCUUUCGGGAUGGCCUGGUUCAGUACAUGAUAUGAUAGUGUUCAAGGAUGCAACAAGAAGAUAUGCUGACAAGUUCCCACAUCCACCUCUAGAAAAUUUUAUUGUGUUGAUGCUGGGUAUCCAAACCGCCCGGGUUAUCUAGCACCAUAUAGAGGUACAAAGUACCCUCAUGCACCAUUUGAGGGUGCUCCGGCUCCUAGAGGUAUAAAAGAGACUUUUAAUCAUGCACAUGCAAGAGUUAGAAAUGUAAUUGAAAGGUCCUUUGGAGUUUUGAAGAUGAAGUUUCGGAUUCUGUUGAACAUGCCAAAAUUUCCUAUAGCAAAGCAAGCAAGAAUUAUUGUAGCAUGCAUGGCUAUUCACAAUUUCAUUAGAGAGAGUAAAUUGGCAGAUACGAACUUUGAUAUGUGUGACAACGAUGAAAACUACGCUCCGCUAGACUUUGAAGAUGAUUUUGAGCUAGAUAGCGAUGAAGAAGAAGAAUACUUCCCGGAAGAUAGCAACAUGAAUGCAUUCCGUGAUCAAAUAGCUAAUGCGUUGUUUAAUGGAGAAUAAACUUGUAUGC
Panicum virgatum (switchgrass) is the source of this 1482-nucleotide messenger RNA. RefSeq lists its product as uncharacterized. The transcript is spliced from 2 exons. Lineage: Eukaryota; Viridiplantae; Streptophyta; Magnoliopsida; Poales; Poaceae. Bases 199 to 1062 code for a protein of 287 amino acids. The record is from RefSeq and is a predicted model, not a curated record.